Molecule: messenger RNA, 1668 nt
Organism: Myxocyprinus asiaticus (Chinese sucker)
Lineage: Eukaryota; Metazoa; Chordata; Actinopteri; Cypriniformes; Catostomidae
Product: potassium channel subfamily K member 10-like
Exons: 7
Coding region: 1-1668 (555 amino acids)
Biological process (GO): stabilization of membrane potential; potassium ion transmembrane transport
Cellular component (GO): membrane
Molecular function (GO): potassium ion leak channel activity
Source: RefSeq, a predicted model, not a curated record
AUGAAAUUCCCAGUGGAAAAUCCAAGGAAACAGGUGAACUGGGACCUGGAGCAAGUGGCUGUUCAGACAACCAUAGUCCCUCCAAAGAAGGUCCAGCCCGUUGUGGUUCAGUCCAGUUUGGUUCAAGCCAGCGUAGCCACCAUGCAGAACCCAAUGGGCUGCGACGGCAGAGCUAACGGCCACUGUGUACUUCCGCGCCUCUCCAUCUCCUCACGCUCCGCCAGCAUGGUCACCGGGUUGGAUUCUGGAGCGGAUGGUUCUGCUCUUCACUCUGUCAUGAAAUGGAAGACGGUUCUGGCCGUGUUUGUAGUGGUAGUGGUGUACCUGGUGUGUGGCGGUCUGGCGUUCCGUGCACUGGAGCAACCCUUCGAGAACAACCAGAAAGACACCAUCACACAAGAGAAGGCCUUGUUUCUCCAGAGGAACCCCUGUGUUUCCUCAGCAGAGCUUGAGGCCCUUAUUAAGUAUGCAGUAGAUGCGGUCAGUGCUGGAGUGAGUCCCAUUGGAGACACGUCCUAUAACUCCAGUCACUGGGAUCUCGCCAGCGCUUUCUUCUUCGCUGGAACUGUCAUCACCACAAUAGGCUACGGCAACAUCGCCCCCAGCACUGAGGGCGGGAAGAUUUUCUGCAUCCUCUACGCCAUAUUUGGCAUCCCUCUGUUCGGCUUCCUGUUGGCGGGGAUUGGUGAUCAACUGGGGACCAUGUUUAUGAAGAGUAUACUAAAAGUGGAAAAAAUCUUCAGGCAAAAACACAAGCAAAUCAGCCAGACUAAAAUCCGUGUUACCUCCACCAUUCUCUUCAUUCUGGCUGGUUGUAUCGUGUUUGUCACCAUUCCAGCAGUGAUCUUUAAACACAUUGAGGGAUGGAGUACUCUAGAAGCCAUUUACUUCGUCGUCAUCACUCUCACGACUGUCGGCAUUGGAGAUUAUGUAGCAGGUGGGGAUCGAAAAAUCGAAUACAUGAAAUGGUACAAGCCUCUGGUUUGGUUCUGGAUUUUGGUUGGUCUGGCAUAUUUUGCAGCAGUUCUCAGCAUGAUUGGAGACUGGCUCAGGGUUCUCUCCAAGAAAACUAAAGAAGAGGUUGGCGGGUUUAAGGCUCACGCGGCUGAAUGGAAGGCAAAUGUUCGUGCAGAAUUCCGCGAGACACGCCGACGCCUCAGCGGCGAGAUCCACGACAAACUUCAAAGAGCGGCCACCAUCCGCAGCAUGGAGCGCCGGUGUUUGGGUCUAGAGCAGCGCGCUCACUCGCUAGACAUGCUGUCAGCUGAUAAACGAGCCGUCUUCGCUAGUCUGGACGCUGGACGCUUCAAGACCUCCUCGCAGGAGAGUAUCGACACUAAACUGAACAACCUGCGACUCAAAGUCGAACACAGCGGACAGCAGACAACCUCCGAGGAAAACAUCUUCAACCGCUUCGGCUCGCUCACCAAACUGACCAAACGCAACAAGAGCAAAGACCUCCGGAGGAAUAUUCCAGAAGAUGCGAGCAGAGCUGGUGAAGUUCUCAGCAGUAACAGCAGUAAUGUCACGCUGUGCGAGGAGAGGAGAGAGGAGAAGGAGGAGGAGGAAGAGGAGGUGGAGGAGCAGAAGAUGGGAAAGGAGGCAAACACGAGCUUCACAUGUUUACCUCACUAUUCUGAAGAAACCCAAACAGCAGAACAGUUUUGA